AGUAGACUCGUCCGUUUUGCCCACAUGUUUUGAUUGUCAAAAAAGUGCUGGGCUGCAAUUUCCACCUGAGACCCGUUUGGAUUAUUUCUGGAUAUAGGACGUGAUUUACAGACAAUCAGCGCACAAUGCACGCAAGGGCAUUUUUGCUUGUGCUCUGUUGCUGUGUGGUAAAGGGGCAACAAGAAGAUUACUCUGUGCCUCAAGAACUAGAUCUGAUCCAGGCCAUUGGGAUCCCCUUAGAUGACUCUAUCACAUUUGUCAGUGGCUUUGAUGGCUACCCCGCCUUCCAGAUCAGCCAGCGUGCUGACAUCAGAAAACCUGCAGCACUCUAUAUGGAGCGCUUAUAUACAGACUUCUCAAUAUUAUUAACUAUAAAACCAAAUCAAUUUCAUACUUUCCAAGGCGGGUAUAUAUUUGGAGUUGUGAAUCCGCUAGAAAAUUUAAUACAGUUAGGAAUACAUAUAUCUAGUGCUCAUAAUGAUAAACAAACAAUAACAUUAUAUUAUACGGACUUCCGGACAUCCGAUAAGACCAACGAAGCAGCCAAAUUCUCAGUGCCAAAAUUUGUUGGGGAGUGGACUCGGAUAGCCUUUUCAGUCCAGGAUGAUAUAGUUACUAUGUUCUUUAAUUGUGACGAAUAUGGCUCUGUAACAUUUCCACGGCAACGAGGAACGUUGGAGUUUGAACCCGGAUCUACAUUAUUUAUUGCGCAGGGUGGGGAUAUCUUAGGAGGGAAAUACCAGGGGGCACUACAGGAGUUAAGAAUCUACAGGAACCCAGCUGAAGCAUUGGAGCAAUGUGAAGAGGGACAUGGGGAGAUAUCACCACCAGAUGGCGGUGGUGACGGAGAAGGCUUCACUGAUUUUGGAACCGACAAAAAUGAUUUUGAAAUCGAGUUUGGUGGUCAAGGUCAGAAAGGUGAUAAGGGCGAUCGUGGUGCCCCAGGGCCUCCAGGAGCCGGAGGAACUGGGUACCCACCUAUAGGAGCGCCACCUAUCAAGGGAGAUCAGGGGGAACAGGGGCAUAAAGGAGCAAAGGGAGAACCGGGUGAGGUUGUACAAGGUGGCGUGAGUUAUGGACAGAAGGGUGACAAAGGAGAGAUGGGAGAUAUUGGACCAUUGGGGCUACCAGGAACAGAUGGUUUGCCUGGACCACCAGGACCUCCUGGUGAAUUCAUUGUGGGUCCAAGAGGCUAUGAAGGACCCGCUGGACCCCCUGGUCCACCUGGGGAAGCAUUAGAGAUCUCAGGGGAUGGCGAGGGCCCAGGGAGGGAAGGACCACCUGGACCACCAGGACCUAUAGGACCAAUAGGCCGACCUGGCAUUCCUGGUAGACCAGGAGAGCCUGGACAACCAGGUCCACCAGGACAACCUGGAAUACCAGGCACAGGAGGAUCUGGCACUGAACAGAGAGGGAUCAUUGGACCACCAGGUAUUGAUGGACAGCCAGGACGUGAUGGAAUCCCAGGAGCACCUGGAAGGCCAGGAGAACCCGGGGAUGUUGGGCGACCAGGUACUCCAGGACCGAGUGGACGAGAUGGGGCUAAAGGAGACAAAGGAGAAGGAGGCAGCCAGGGUGAGAGAGGUUACCCCGGAGAUAGGGGGUUACCUGGCUCCAUUGGACCUAGAGGCUAUGCUGGACCCCCAGGCCCUCCUGGAUCACCUGGUAUAGGGGGAGAGCGUGUUGGUUCUGGCAAUGGAGAAGAUGGUGGCUUUAUAGGGGGUGGUGUAGGUCUGCCAGGACCCAGGGGCCCAAGAGGCCUCCCAGGAGCUCCAGGUCGACCAGGACCCAGUGGAGAUCACGGUCACCCUGGGGAGAAGGGUCUAAAGGGUGACAUGGGACAGAGAGGAGAGAGGGGAUACCAAGGAGCUGAGGGAGCACAAGGUUUUAAGGGAGAUAGAGGGGACCAAGGCAUUCAAGGUCUUAGUGGAACUCCUGGUUACCCUGGCAACCCUGGAGUAAAUGGAGAAAAGGGAGAUAAAGGAGACAGCGGUGUGGCCUUACCUGGCCUCCCUGGGCCCCCAGGAUUACCAGGACAACCUGGGUCCCCUGGGGUACUGACAGACUCUGACGGAAAUAUCAUAAGUGGCGUUUCAGGCUCCCAGGGUGAACCUGGACUACCAGGGCAACCAGGGUCACCAGGCAUUGAUGGCUCACCAGGUAGUCGUGGUCAGCCUGGUGCAGCAGGAACCCCCGGACAACCUGGAACACCAGGUGAGCCAGGAAGACCAGGAAAAGAUGGUCAACCUGGGCUCCCAGGACCACCAGGUAGGGUGACAAGUGUCGGCCCUGAUGGAGCACUCGGACCUGAUGCAUUCGUCAAGGGUGAGAAGGGAUCACCAGGGGAGGCUGGAGGCUGUAAGAUGUGUGUAGGCUUCAAGGGGGACAAGGGAAAACGUGGAAGGCGAGGCAGACCUGGGUCUCCUGGUCCUGCUGGUCCAAUAGGACCCUUAGGACCCAUGGGAGAGAUUGGCAUGCCAGGAUUCCCUGGCCGAGCAGGACCACGUGGCCUGAAGGGGGAGCCAGGUGUUGGCUCUGGAGGGGCUGGACGCAAGGGAGAACAAGGACCCCCUGGACCACCAGGACCCCCUGGGUCCGAGUCCCGAUGUGCUAACACAAUAGAUGGAGCUGGGGGAGGUUGCAGCAAUGGCCAACCCGGACCAGCUGGACCCCAGGGUCCUAAAGGUGAUGAAGGACCCCGUGGUUUCCCAGGACACCCUGGUAUACCAGGGCAGGUUGGAAUACCAGGCUUAGAUGGACCCGCAGGGCCUCGAGGAGAAACCGGUUUCAAGGGAGAGCGUGGUUACCCAGGACUGGAUGGUCAGAAAGGAGAACCUGGAGAGAUAAUAGGGGCUGGCGGUGUCAGCACAGUACCUGGCCCUAUGGGACCUCCUGGACCCCCUGGCCAGCCAGGUCAGGGUAGGACUGGACCACAGGGACCUUCUGGUGCUCCUGGCAGAGGCUACCCAGGACCUCCUGGACCCCCAGGAAUAUGCCCCAGAGACUGCAGACCCUCAAACAUACAUGGAGGAGGUGGUCGCCCAGGACCCCCAGGUCCACCUGGCCCCCCUGGUAUUCCUGGAGACACUAUAGAGGGAGGCACCGACAGUAGUAUUGAUACAAGAUUCACGGCGGUAACAUUUGCCAAUCAGAAUGAUCUCCUGUCAGUCUCACAUACCACACCAGAGGGCACUAUUGCUUAUGUCAUUGACCAACAGGCACUUUUUGUCCGCAUCUCUAAUGGUUGGAGGUACAUACAGAUGGGACCAAUCUUGCCCCUACCUCGUACAACUCCAAUUCCCCCUAGUCCCACUCCUAUAGAGGUGUUCCCACCAGAGGGCACUAACGUAGUCAAUGGACCAGCAUUACAUUUGAUAGCAUUAAAGAACCCAAUGUCAGGCUCCAUGCGUGGAGUAAGAGGCGUGGACCAUCUGUGUCAUAAACAGGCUCGUGAAGCUAAAAUGAAGGGAACUUUCCGAGCGUUCCUCUCAUCCCGAGUCCAGAAUCUCGACUCUCUAGUUGUAUAUGACAAUGAUAAAACACUACCUGUUGUAAACUCUAAAGGCCAAAAAUUAUUUAAUUCCUGGCAAGAAAUCUUCGCAGGAAGAGGUGCUAGAUAUAAUGAAAAUGUAUCAUUAUAUUCCUUUGAUGGUAAAGAUGUCAUGUACGACCAGAGAUGGCCUCAGAAGAUAGUGUGGCAUGGGUCUGAUAUGGGAGGUAGUAGAAACUCUAAAGCCUAUUGUGAGGCAUGGGGCUCAUCUAAGAACCAACAUGUAGGCAUGGCCAGUAGCCUACAAAAACACAUGCUGCUUGAUCAGACAGAAAUGAGCUGUAGCAACUCAUUCAUUGUACUCUGUGUCGAGAUUACUAGUCGUCGUACUGUCAAGAAGAAAUAAAAUGGCGCUCAAGAGAAUUACCACCCUGGCUAAUGUUUCAUGUUGCUCGGAAUAUCUUCUAGACGCAUUUCGAAUAAAAUAAAUUCGAAAAGUUUCAUUUAUAGUUUUUGGAACUAAAAUUGUUUUUGUCUUGGACAUCCCCUGUAUGUCCUUGGUAUUCUUCAUUUAUUUACCAUUGCUAGUCUCUGGAUUGGGGGAAUAAUGUUUUGGACUUCAUAAAGCAUUUCCUGGGGCUGGAAAUUGACAUAAUAUCUGAUAUAUGUACUAAAAAUCUGAAUUUGCUCUAAGAUUUUAUUAUACGUGCCGACAUAAUGUUGAACCUCCAGUACAUGGUAAACAUAUAUAUUAUGUUUAAUUUAAUCGUACAUGUAAAGUUUUAUCUCAAUUCACUUGCAUAUAUAAGAAAAAUACUAUGCACGAAUAUUUUAAAACAAAAUAUUUUACAGAGCAUUUUAUCAUCUUCAUAAGUGUACAUUUAUAUGGAAUGUAUAUAAUUGUGCAGUAUGAGUUUUGUUACAUGUAUUACGUAUGUACAUGUUAUUUUACGAAUGCAGUUUGGAAGCAUUUUCAGUGCUAUUUUAGUAUGAAAAUAUACAUUUUCAAUUGCAGAUAUUUAGCAUUGCCAGAGAGAUUUUCGUAAUGGCAUGGCAACGCAUAUCAAAUCUCAGAUUUAUUCUCUUUGUGUAUUUAUAUGAAUUUAGGGAUUUAAUAUGCCAAACGGCCAUUUGUCAAUGCAAUUGGAGUUUUAUGUGGAAUGGAUUUCCUCGAUGGGUGUUCCAUUGCGAUAAUUAUAGGUAGUUUUAGUGCAUGUUAGCUACAGUUGUAGAGUAUUAAAAAACUUAAUGGUGCUACUUCAUUAUAUUCAUCCAUUCUUCGUUCAAUCUUAGCAAUAAUUCUUCAUUUGGUCAUGGGUGUCAUGUGACCAACAAGCAGGGAUCCCAUUGGUCAAUCCAUGUCAUGUGAUAGAUAUUUCAUUUCCAUAAUAUACCAGUAUUUAUAGUCUAUAGGUAUUGGAAUUUGAAGUGCCUUUUAUAUUUUAUUAUGAAUAUUACCAUAACUGAAGAAUGAUAUAUGCAUUUAUGGUUAAAGGUCUAAAACCUUUUAGUUAGAAAACUUAGUUGAUUAAUAUAAAAGUAGACUUCAUUUGCUACUGAAACCUAUGAUUUAGAAAAUGAAAUAAUUGAAAUGGCAAGUGUAGAUUGGGAAGGAAUCUUGUACAUAAAUAGUGAGAUAGUUCUAGGGUUAGAAGCCCGUUGUUGGAAACAAGGCUAAAUAAAGCCUUAUUAAGGAUAGUGCCAAAUACUAAACAAAUGAUUUAAAGACAAUCAACUAGAUGUAGGGUGUUUAUGUGAAUAAUAAAUUCAAAAUGGUUGACACUAAUUUCAAUGUUAAAACAAUCAGUGUAUUACAUGUACUGUGCAUGUUGUAUUUGUAUGGUUUUCUAGAGCAGGGUAUUAUACUCCUAUUUUUAAUGGGUAAAUAUAAAAUGGAGUAUUUCCAUGCCUCCCCUAUUUCGACAUUUGUAUUUAAUGUCUGGGACGCGUUAUACCCUUCUCUGAAAAACCCAUGGGAUUUGAAAGUAUGAAAUGAAUGUUGUCACGAUUAAUAGUCUAUUAAUAUAUUGUAGUUAAGAAAAAUGAAUUUGAGAUUAUUAGGUGAAUUUGCCAUGACAAAAUCAAAUUAGUGAUCUCUGACGCUCUCAGCUAUGAAACCAGUUCAAGUUUGGUCUCACGAAAAGAGGGUUCAGGAACCAUAUAGAUGGCACCACCCAACUGGGUUGUACUUUUAGUUGUAUUCAAAUAGCAUGCGCUGUCAGAAAUUCUAAAUAUGGCAAAAUAAUCUUUCUCUGAAUAAUUUUUUUUUGUUUGAAAAAAGAUUUAUUUGAUUUCAAUUGAUAAAGAUUUUCGUUCCUAAAAUGAAUUCAUUCUCUUUCAUAUUCUUACUGAACACAAUUCAUUCAGCCAGUAUUUUCAGAUAUUUGUUGAUUGAAUUAGACUUCUUGGCAGAAUUAUGUUCAAUUUGAAGUUAGUUACUUUUAAACUGAAGGGCAUCAUGCAAUUGGAUUAAAGGUCUUAUUCAUAUAAGGACACCUGCACCAAUUAUUACCAAAUAAGGAAAGGUGGAAGUGGAAUACACAGAUUUCUAAUUUUGGCAUAUACCAAAAGCCACUAUUUAACCAAAAUGAUAGGAAUUCAAAGUGAAGAAACAUUUGACCUCUGGAAAAAAUCCACUCUCCAAAUAUGAAUAAGACCUCCAUGUGUAUAUACAUUUUCAAGUGAAGUGAAUUUAUGAAUUUAUAUAGAUUUUACUGUCUGUUGCAUAUGGUACUACAUACGUAUUGCUACACUCGAUACUAAAUAAUAUAGUUCACUGAGUCUUGUGCACAGGUCAUGGAAAUCCUGGCUAAUUAGGCCUCAAAGCCUAUAUAAUUGAAUAGAGCAUUGCCUCAAUUUGAGCUUUUUCUUGGGUCCAUGCAUAAGACUGGUUUUAUUAAGCAUCAAUCAUAGGGGACAUUCUGCAUAAUCUAAUAUAUUUUUAAGCGAUUCAAUUCAACUAAGUUAUGUCACUUGAAAAUUAUAAAUACUAUUUUAUUUCAUUUCACUUACUCAUUGCUUAUAUCAUUUAGAUAUUAGUCUAAAAAGUUGUCAUUUUUAAAAAUGAUUAUUUCCGACUUCUAUUUACAUAUGAAACAUGUACAGAUUAUUGUCAUAUUGUAUUCAUAUGUCUUGUAUAAGUAUGUAACAAUUUAUUAUAUGUACAGAUAUCAUUUAUCAUAUUAUUAUGACAUAUUUGUAACAAAAUUAUAAUAUAUUACAAAAA
Owenia fusiformis is the source of this 6716-nucleotide messenger RNA. The record is from the annotation of a GenBank genome assembly. Lineage: Eukaryota; Metazoa; Annelida; Polychaeta; Sabellida; Oweniidae.